ACGGGAAAUGGGUUCCGUGCGCUCUCCGGGGGUAUUGUGUCAGGAGAUGCAGGCUGGCUACCAUGUGACGCGGUCCAGAGCUGAAGGGAUUGGCCGAGGCAGUGCAGGCGGUGCAGCUCGCCGGCUUGCUGUUCCUCUGCCUUUCUCUCUCAGCAUCUUCCUGGGAGCUUGUAGGUGAAGCACCAGCACCAGCAGCAUCCAUGGCCUGUCUUUCGGGUUAACGCUUGUCUCCUUUGGCUUGGCAGCAAGCAGAGCAGACCUCAGCAGCGACAUUGUGAGGACUUAGCUGGGACCUGGAAGCACAUCCUCCUGUGUUUUUUCUGACUCCUUGGAAAUUAAGGAAUGCAAUUCUGCCACCAUGAUGGAAGGACUGAAAAAACGUACACGGAAGGCCUUUGGAAUACGGAAGAAAGAAAAGGACACUGACUCUACAGGCUCACCUGAUCGAGAUGGGAUGCAGGGGAAAAAAAAGGCCCAGAAGACUCAGCUUCUCCUCACCUCUUGCUUCUGGCUCAGAGCCCUCUCCUUAACUCUGUCUCAGCCCAGCCCACACGAGCCACCCUACCAUAGCAAAGCAGAGUGUGCGCGUGAAGGAGGAAAGAAAGCUUCGAAAAAAAGCAAUGGAGCACCAAAUGGAUUUUAUGCAGAGAUUGAUUGGGAAAGAUAUAACUCACCUGAGCUGGAUGAAGAGGGCUACAGCAUCAGACCUGAGGAACCAGGCUCUACCAAAGGAAAGCACUUUUAUUCUUCAAGUGAAUCUGAAGAGGAAGAAGAAUCGCACAAGAAAUUCAACAUCAAGAUUAAGCCAUUGCAGUCUAAGGAUGUCCUUAAGAAUGCUGCCACUGUAGAUGAGCUGAAGGCUUCAAUAGGCAACAUUGCACUUUCCCCGUCACCCGUGAGGAAAAGUCCGAGGCGCAGCCCGGGUGCAAUUAAAAGGAACUUAUCCAGUGAAGAAGUCGCAAGGCCCAGGCGUUCUACCCCCACUCCCGAACUUACAAGCAAGAAGCCUCCAGAUGAUACGCUGGCCCUUGCUCCUCUCUUUGGUCCACCAUUAGAAUCAGCUUUUGAUGAACAGAAGACAGAAGUUCUUUUAGAUCAGCCUGAGAUAUGGGGUUCAGGCCAACCAAUUAACCCAAGCACGGAGUCACCAAAGCUAGCAAGACCUUUUCCCACUGGAACUCCUCCACCUCUGCCUCCAAAAACUGUACCAGCCACCCCACCUCGAACAGGCUCCCCCUUAACAGUGGCAACAGGAAAUGACCAGUCAGCCACAGAGGCCAAAAUUGAGAAACUGCCAUCCAUCAGUGACCUGGACAGCAUUUUUGGCCCUGUGUUGUCCCCCAAGUCUGUCGCUGUUAACACUGAAGAGAAGUGGGUCCAUUUCUCUGAUGCAUCCCCGGAACAUGUUACUCCAGAGUUGACUCCAAGGGAAAAGGUGGUGACCCCACCAGCUGCAUCAGACAUCCCAGCUGACUCCCCAACUCCAGGCCCACCUGGCCCCCCAGGCUCUGCCGGUCCCCCAGGGCCUCCCGGUCCUCGCAAUGUACCAUCUCCGCUCAAUUUAGAAGAAGUCCAGAAGAAAGUCGCUGAGCAGCCCUUCAUUAAAGAUGAUUACUUAGAAACGAUCUCCUCUCCUAAAGAGUGUGGGUUGGGGCAGAGAGCAACUCCACCUCCCCCACCACCACCCACCUACAGGACUGUGGUUUCGUCCCCCGGACCUGGCUCGGGCAGUGGUACGGGGACCACCAGUGGUGCGUCUUCUCCUGCUCGGCCAGCGACCCCCUUAGUUCCGUGCAGCAGCACUACUCCGCCUCCGCCUCCUCCGCGGCCUCCAUCCAGGCCGAAGCUACCUCCAGGAAAGCCUGGAGUUGGAGAUGUGUCCAGACCUUUUAGCCCACCCAUACACUCUUCCAGCCCUCCUCCAAUAGCACCCUUAGCGCGGGCUGAAAGCACUUCUUCGAUAUCGUCGACUAAUUCCUUGAGCGCAGCUACCACUCCUACAGUUGUGUCAGAAGACGAUGUCUUUUAUGACAAACUGCCCUCGUUUGAAAGGCUGUGUGGCACGCCUGCAGAGAAUGAACAGCCUUCCCUCGUUUGGUUUGACAGAGGAAAGUUUUAUUUGACUUUUGAAGGUUCUUCCAGGGGACCCAGUCCUCUCACUAUGGGGGCCCAGGACACCCUGCCAGUUGCUGCAGCAUUCACAGAAACCGUCAACGCCUACUUCAAAGGAGCAGACCCAAGCAAAUGCAUUGUUAAGAUUACGGGAGAAAUGGUGUUGUCCUUCCCCGCUGGCAUCACCAGACACUUUGCCAACAACCCAUCCCCAGCUGCUCUGACUUUUCGGGUGAUAAAUUCCAGCAGGUUAGAGCACGUCCUGCCGAACCCCCAACUUCUCUGCUGUGAUAAUACACAAAAUGAUGCCAAUACCAAGGAAUUCUGGGUAAACAUGCCAAACUUGAUGACUCAUCUAAAGAAAGUCUCUGAACAAAAACCCCAGGCUACAUAUUAUAAUGUGGACAUGCUCAAAUACCAGGUGUCUGCCCAGGGCAUUCAGUCCACGCCUCUGAACUUAGCAGUGAACUGGCGAUGUGAGCCUGCGAGCACCGACCUGCGAAUAGAUUAUAAGUACAACACAGAUGCCAUGACCACUGCAGUGGCCCUUAACAACGUGCAGUUCCUGGUCCCCAUAGACGGAGGAGUGACCAAGCUCCAGGCUGUGCUUCCUCCAGCAGUCUGGAAUGCUGAACAACAAAGAAUAUUAUGGAAAAUUCCUGAUAUCUCCCAGAAGUCAGAAAAUGGAGGCGUAGGCUCCCUGCUGGCAAGAUUUCAGUUAUCCGAAGGCCCAAGCAAACCUUCCCCGUUGGUUGUGCAGUUCACCAGUGAAGGAAGCACACUCUCUGGCUGUGACAUUGAGCUGGUUGGAGCAGGGUACCGGUUUUCACUCAUCAAGAAGAGGUUUGCUGCAGGGAAAUACUUGGCAGAUAACUAAUAAAAUCUCAUGCAAGGAUUUGGAAGAUCCAUGUCCUGAAGAACUGUUGUAUGAGAGACGGGUUUUCAUCUGGUUUGAUGAAAACAAACCAAUAUCUAUACUUGGGGUCUACCAACUGGAAGGUCCUGGCUUCCAGCAGGGAUUUUCCCCCACACAGUACUAUGAUGAUCAGUUCUACAGUAUUUACUUCUAGGUGUAAUAUUGUUAAUGGUUUUCAAAUGUAAUUAUUGUAUUUGUAAACUGUUCCUUCAUUCCAGUAAGGCACUUAGACACUUGAGUUUUAGUAUUUUUCAUUCCUGAAACGGAUGUAAUUUAAAUUGUGGUAUGUAAAUUUAAUAGUAGUACUGUUGAAUGGCACAAUGCUUACAGAGAUAGAGUGCAUUUUGUCAAUAUAUAAAGUUUAAAUAUAAUGUUGAUAGUUAUCAUAAAGGGGGUGCCGCACAUCAAGAACCUUAAAUGGAACCAGAAGAAGAAAAAAAAAAAAAAAAAACUUACUUUUCUUCACUCCUGACUAUGUUUUCCUCUAGUGCUAAAGGAAACUUCUAGCUUCAGUUUAGUGGGUUAAAUUCAGAAACUAUUUCAGGAAAAAAAAAAUUCUAAAGUUACUGCAUAUUCAAAGAGAAGCAUUAAUUACCACUUUUUAAAAAGCUUUUUUUUCAAACUGCAAAUUUCAUAAAAAUGCAAACUGUGUAAACAGGGCCUCUUAUUUUUAUAACUUGUGUAAAAAGGGAAAAGCAAUUCAUAUUUAAAGUUUAAGUAGAUUAAAUUAUAUCCAGGAGUGCGGAGGAUGUUGAAAUUUCACCUGCCCCAUGCCCAUCUCUGCAGUUUAGGAAAUGUGGAGAUUGCUAAAUCAUCAGAUCAAAGCCAACAUGAUUUUUAAAGUUUCAAGAUUUCCUGUGGUUAAGCCAGCUAACACUUUUGCACAAAUUGCUCAGAUCAGAGGGGCCUGUCUCAUCUAGCAGCCAGGAGUACCCCAUUUUUUUUCUUUACUCACAAGAUUCAAAACACUGAGAGUAAGGACCUUAGAGGAAAAAUAAAAUAAUUCCCUGUUUCAAUCCAAAAGGAGAAUUUUAAAUUUAUCAUUUACAUCUUUGGGGAAGGAAAAAAGAAGCUUUAUAAAUGAAAUUCUAUCCACCUUGUUGUUCUAUGUAUAUUUUUUGAGUGAUUUUAAGAUUCAUUGCAUAAAACUAUGAAUCUUUACUGUUCUUGGGGAAUGGAAAGCAGAGUCAGAGCUGUGGCCUUGAAGCUCAGUAAAUGCCGCAAUUCUGGGGCGAGGGUGGGGGCAGGGGUGUGCCCCACAGGACGGGAAUCGGAACAUUGUCAUGUGAGGUCUAAAGAUUAAGUCUUCCAGGAAGCCACACAUUAUUUUCAACAGAGAACACCUCCUGUUCCAGGCUCUCCUAUUAAAGAACUCCGACUGAAGUGGGGUACGUAGUGUCCGCUGCUGAAUUUCAUUUUGUAUUCACUCAUGUUUGACAAAGAUCUUCGGCUCCUUUAAAUUCCAGAAUCAAAUUAAAUUUUUUUUAAGUCUUACUUCAACAAUGAGAUUUCAAUUGGCAGCUCUUUCUGGCAAGCUUUGUAGAUUAAUCAAUGUUCUCUUCAAUCAAUGCUUGCUACCAAAAGAAUGUCCAAGAUGAUCCGUUCUACCUGGGAAUAAUUCAUACUAUUUAAAACAGGCUCUUGCCUAGUUCCCCAAAGCAGCCUAGCUUUGAAGGUUCUUUUGAACAAACUAAUUUGUUCACAGUAAGUUUGGUUUUAAAACCAAAAUAAAGAAAUAAAAUGUAAAACUUAAGUCUAAUGGAACAUGGGGAAAUGAAAACUUAAGCCAAUGAAGAGUAAGAAGCAGAAAAACUAAAUUUAUCUAGAAUGUGAUUAUAAAAUGUUUUUAAGUAGUCAAUUCAUGGAAAAAUAUUGAAUAUUAACACAAAAGCAUAUUAAAAAUGUGUAAAUAUUACUGUUUCUCACGUCUUUCUCUUUAUAUCUUAUUUUAUAUAGCUUUAGAAUGAAUUGGUCAUUAAAUACACGUGUUUCUUUCCAAAGAACAAUUUUAUUAUUGAUAUUGCAAAAAUGUAAUUAAAGAUAGAGAUUUGAUUAGUCUCUAACAGUAUUCAAAUGUUUCCAGGAAUCAAAUUCAGAACUAUGAAGAAAUCCUGUAAUCCCUUAAUUGACUUUUGUGAAAUGAAAUGGCAGUUGGCAAUCUCAAAA
Molecule: messenger RNA, 5194 nt
Organism: Peromyscus leucopus (white-footed mouse)
Lineage: Eukaryota; Metazoa; Chordata; Mammalia; Rodentia; Cricetidae
Gene: Sgip1
Product: SH3GL interacting endocytic adaptor 1
Exons: 27
Coding region: 359-2989 (876 amino acids)
Biological process (GO): clathrin coat assembly; clathrin-dependent endocytosis
Cellular component (GO): clathrin-coated pit; clathrin-coated vesicle; plasma membrane
Source: RefSeq, a predicted model, not a curated record